UCGUGCUUACAAUUGGAGCACUUGUCAAAAAUGAUAAAGAAUCUCCCUACUCUACUGUUUGCUGAGGUAAGCAUGAGCAGCUGGCUGUCACAGCUCCGGCAGGAAGCACGGUGGUUCAUCUUGUACGAACGAUGGCAAGGUGGCAGCUCCAGCGAGACUUCCCUCUUCAGAGCCAGCGGCAGUUUCAAACCACUCGCUGACCAUGCCAUCCAUCUCCAUGUCGUCGAGGAACUGACCGUCCUCCUCCUCCGGCGAGAUCGUGGCACCCCCGUCGUUGACGCCGGCGAGGACUUCAUCCACCAGCUGGUCCGAAAGGAAGAACUGCUGCUGCUGCUGCUCGUAGAAGGCGAAGUCUUGGUUGCUCUGCUGCUCCGGCAGGAAGCCCGGUGGUUCAUCUUCAGGGGCAUCGAGAGUUUUCAUCAACGCACUGAUCAUGCCAUCCAUCUCCAUGUCGUCGAGGGACUGACCGUCCUCCUCCUCCGGCGAGACCGUGGCACCGCCGUCGUUGACGCCGGCGAAGUCUUGGUUGCUCUGCUGCUGCGGCACAAUGCAGCACUGGUUCUGCUCGCCGUACGCAUAUUCUUGGUUGCUCUGCUGCUGCGGCACAAUGCUGCACUGGUUCUGCUCGCCGUACGCGUAUUCUUGGUUGCUCUGCUGCUCCGGCGCGGCGGCGAGGGAGGAGGAGGUGCUCUGGGACUGGGAGGCCUCGACGUCGGCGGCGAGGGAGGAGGAGGUGCUCUGGGAGGCCUCGAGGCCGUAGCCGUCGGGGAUGCGCUUGCGGUUCUGGCCGUGGCCGGUGAAGGAGAUGUAGCAGGCCCUGUGGGAGGUGGCGAUGGCGGAGCCGGGCGGGGGGAAGACGACGUACUCGUGCAUGACCCAGCCGGUGCUGCCGCUCCGGCGGUCGUCGCAGUGGAAGUUGAGGCUGAACCUCUCCCACCUGAAGGUCUCGCCGGCGAGACGCACCGCCCCCUUGGCGUCCGUCCGCUGCUUGACCCACCUGCCGCCGCCGGCCACGGAGCGCACCUGGCGGCCCUCGCCGGCCGCCGGCGCGAUGAAGUAGGCGCCGUCCUCUUCGCCGCGGCCGUGGCGCUGGAGCAGCAUCCACGGCGGCAAAGCCCUCGGGUCGUCCAGGAGGACGAGGCCGGCGAGCGGGGGGCGGCCGUCGCGCAGGUAGGGCAGGAGGAAGAACUGGAGGAGCAUUUCGUCGGUCGGCUCGAACUUGAACCCCACGGAGAGCCCCAGCGACGGCGCCAUGGCUCGAUCGGUUGCUUCGAUCACGCGCAGGAGCUUGAGCUUGAGCUAGGCGUGUGAUGUGUAUAUAAGCCCAAGCCUCUCCGACUCGACUCUGAUCCGACUCCGACUCGACUCUGAUCGCGCGCAGGAGCAGGAGCGCGCGCAGACCUGCCGUCUCGGAUAUAUAGGCGCGCGUCUUCGAGUCCUAGUCCGACUCUGGGCCGGUCUAACGCGCGAUCGGUACUACCCGUAUAGGUAUACGUAUACGUACAUAUACUUUAUACAUUUAUACAUUAUACAUGUAAACUU
Oryza brachyantha (malo sina) is the source of this 1542-nucleotide messenger RNA. RefSeq lists its product as uncharacterized. The transcript is spliced from 2 exons. The coding region runs from base 31 to 1311 and encodes 426 amino acids. The record is from RefSeq and is a predicted model, not a curated record. Lineage: Eukaryota; Viridiplantae; Streptophyta; Magnoliopsida; Poales; Poaceae.